This is a messenger RNA of Neoarius graeffei (lesser salmon catfish), 4912 nucleotides long. Its product is annotated as protein NYNRIN-like. The record is from RefSeq and is a predicted model, not a curated record. Gene Ontology annotation, molecular function: RNA stem-loop binding; RNA-DNA hybrid ribonuclease activity. The transcript is spliced from 3 exons. Lineage: Eukaryota; Metazoa; Chordata; Actinopteri; Siluriformes; Ariidae. Gene Ontology annotation, biological process: DNA integration. Bases 1884 to 3731 code for a protein of 615 amino acids.
CUCCUAAACCUACUCUUGUAAAUGCGCGGCCGAAGGGUGACUGUCGUUUAGUGUAGCAGUUUAGGGUUUACUUUAGGCCAGCUAUAAUACGUGCUGCUCUGUACAUUUUGCACUUCCACAUGUUCUGUUCCUGUUUCAUAUCCUGAUUUUGUCUAUGUUUUUGUGUGAAACAUCCUGUUGAACUGUGCAUAACUCUUGUGUGACCUUGAUACUGAGUGUGCAAAGCACAUUCCGUAACUUUCCACUGCUGAUACUACCUGCGAGGAGUGUAUAUAAGGCCCCGACGCAGCUGCGCGUUGGGGCACGGCUGAGAAUAAACCAGAUUGAUUUAACUCAUGUGGUUUGUCCUCCUUUGUCCUCGGAGUACUCCUGGUAACGCAUCUGAACAGCACGCAGCGCAAUCCUAACAAUUUGGUGACCCCGACGUGAUACUCUCAAUCAGGUAAGACAUGUUUGAUUGACUACCUGGUUGGAAGUAGCUCCGUAGUGCCCUAAGGAGGGCUUUGUUUUCCCUGGUUCGAGUCCAGGAAGAGCGCGCUAUAGAAAUUUGUGUAGCGCCCUAAGGAGGGCUUUGUUUUCCCUGGUUCGAGUCCAGGAAGAGCGCGCUAUAGAAAUUUAGAUAAAUAUCUGCUGUUUGUUUCUGUUCAGAUCCGUUUGCUUUACUGUACGAUGGGGGGCUCGUAUCCUAAACCUGAGGUCACAGACACCCCGGCGGAAUGGAUGAAUAAGUGCGGUUUAGGCUAUUACGUUACGCCGUGGCUGGACAAUUUGGCUGGGUGGACGGAGGCAAAUCCUCAGAUUCCAUCGUAUCCCCGUGAUGGGACGUUUAAUCCAGGCUUCCUUGCUUCAGCGCACCGUAUGAUUUACGAAAGCAAUGGUUUGACAUGAAGAAGGUAUGGGAUAAAUCAAAGGGUGUUUACACCCCGAGACCUGUUUUAAAGGCUAUUCCAAAACCAAAACUUUCUCAGUCAACCUCCCAUGUAAAGCGAGGGAGGAAUAGUUACGUCCCACUCAUUCCUCAUCUCAUAUACAUGUCCAGUAAAUUUGUUAGCACAUGAUUUAAUGUGCAAAUUAGAAGUAAAUCUCACAUCCACUCCAGAUGGACUAACUAUUGAAGUAAGUGAAAUGUGCGGUGUGCAGUAUGGGUUUGGAAGCCCUCUGUAUGUGUAUGUCUGGCAGCUCUGUUCAGAUCAGCUCACACAAACUCCAAAACACCUUGUACAGCUCGCACACUUGAACACCUCAUCAGUUGACACAGAUUAUAUGAUGAGGAGCGUUUGCUCGAAAUAGUCGAUGUGUUGCAACCUAGAAAUGACGUCGCUGUGAAUAUAAAGGAAGAAAUAGCUCCGGCUCAGGAAGGUGGCCGUCCGCGUCAACGCACCGUGUCGACAUUUUUUUGGAGGGACACACCGAAUGCUUUGCAGCUCCUGCGUGAGCAGUUAACUAGGUAUUUCUCCGCCUGAUGUUUUUGCCCUAUCCAGUUCUGUGCUGCCACAUAACAUUCUGAACGCUGCUUGUACGUCCCAAGCUCCUUCCCCUGUUCUCUCUGCUCUUCCUAACACCCUGUGGGCGGAUCAUAAGGACGAUGUGGGCUCUGUGAGCUGCUCUCCGUAUGAAGCUGUUAUUAAACACUCUACACCUGUUUAUGUUAAACAAUACCCUCUGUCUCCUAGUAAGCUCAAUGGUAUUGACAAUAUUCUAAAAUCUCUUUUGCAGCAAGGUGUCGUGGUUCCUUGUGUCAGCCCGUAUAACACCCCAGUGAACCCGGUCCCAAAACCGGAUGGCACAUGGAGCCUCACUCAAGACCUACGUAAAAUAAAUGAACUCAUCGUUCCCGUGGCUCCAGUGGUCCCUGACGUUCCUUCUCUUAUGUCUUCUAUUCCAUGGGAAGACAAUACACGUGGACGCGGUUGCCACAGGGUUUCAUUGACUCACCGGCGGUCUUCACUGCCGUAUUGCGGGACGCGCUGGCUGAUCUCUGUCUUCCCCGGGGCUCCACGGUGCUCCAGUAUGCGGAUGAUCUUCUGGUAACGGCGGAGGAUCAAGACGCUUGUGCUGCCGCCACAUUGUCUCUCCUCACACUCCUGGUGCAGAAGGGUUUCAAGGUCUCCCGCACGAAGUUGCAGUUUUGCCUCACAACUGUUCGCUACUUGGGACAUGACCUCUCCCAGGGUUCCAGGAGGCUUAGCCCGGAACGCGUUCAAGUCAUUAUGGACACUCAGGCUGCGGAGCUCUAUGCUUUGACUCGCGCGUGUAUUUUGGCUCAAGACACAGACGUUACUAUUUACACCGACUCACGCUACGCUUUCGGCGUGGCGCACGACUUCGGCCGCAUUUGGGCGUCUCGGGGGUUUACGACAGCCGACGGUAAGCCCAUUUCUCAUUCUUCACUUGUUACUGAUUUAAUCACCGCCUGUCUCCUUCCGUGCACGUUGGCCAUUGUUAAGACACGCGCGCACACAAGAGGGGACUCAUUUGAAGUAAAGGGCAAUUCAUUCGCUGAUCGAGUCGCUAAAGCUGCAGCCGCAUCCGGUGUCCUGCCUCCAGGCUUUAACUGCGCUUUAGUUUCUACUGAUCGCAUGGUUAGCGCUGUCUUACCUGACAUAGAUCUCAUUUCCAUCCAGGCCUCGGCCUCUGUGGCAGAUACGCAGUUCUGGGACGCCCAGGGCGCGACAGAGAAGAGUGGCGUUUUGCUUGACGCACAGGGCCGUCUUUGUUUACCUCGUCACUGUACUCCCUUUCUCGUCCGCGAGUUCCAUGGUCCCACUCAUCGCGGCCGAAGAGGGGUAGUGGAGGAUAUGAACAGAACAUUCUGCAUCAAUAAUUUGCACACAGACGCACACAACAUUCUGGACAAGUGUUUAACGUGCGCCCAGAAUAAUCUAUCUAAACCAGGCGCGGUACAUCAGCACCUUCCCAUACCCGACACGCCUUUCCAAGAAUGGCAGAUCGACUUCACUCACAUGCCAAAGCAGGGCCCGUUCAAAUACCUUUUGGUCAUGAUUGACAAAUUUUCACGGUGGAUUGAGGCUUUCCCGUGUAGCAAAGAGAACGCCCAAACAGCAGUGAACAAACUUACACAGGAAAUUAUCCCACGUUACGGUCUUCCGGUAGGAAUUGACUCUGAUAAGGGAACGCCGUUCACCUCUAAGGUAACGCAGGAGCUAUGUAAAGACCUCAAGAUCAAUUGGCGUUUUCAUAUCCCAUACCAUCCACAGUCCUCUGGCAUUGUGGAGCGCGCGAAUAGAACAAUUAAGGGUAAGUUGCGUAAGGCUAUGCAAGACGCAGGCACGAAAAAUUGGGUCCAAGUUUUACCGUUGGUCCUCGCUGAUAUGCGCAUGACUGCUCAGGUCGCUCUCGACAAUUUAUCUCCGUACGAGCUCGUCAUGGGACGCCCCUUUCCUGUCCCUUGGCGUAGAGGCAUGCAGGUUAUAGGAACGGGUGAUCUUGAAGUACAUCUCAGCGAGUACGCGGUGGGUCUCAUGCGGGUGCUGGAUGAGUAUUGGGCGAGAGUAAAUUCCAAAAAGCCUCCCAUUCCAGAGGCACACACUCACCCCUUUGAGGUAGGGGACAGAGUUUUAGUACAGAGAUUCGCUAAACUAAACGCUCCCAUGGAGGAGUCACCCUACAGUGGGCCCACCGAUGUACUCGCUGUAACUCGCACGGCUGUGCUAACGGACCUUUUUCCACAGUGGAUCCAUGCCAGCAGAAUAAAGAAGGCUCCAAUGUAAUAGAAAUCUAUAUUGUUGAUGCUUAACAGACUUUUGUGUUUCAGAAAGUUGCUGUGACAAUAGCUGACGGCCUUUUCAGGGAUCCCCUUCCAGCAUCUGGAGCAAUCCAGUUUCGGCUGAUCUACAAAGAGGGGAUGGUUGGUGAGUCUUGCAAAGUUCUGGGCUGAAGAGUCUGAAAAGCACGGGAGCCUGUGACAUUUUUCGCCGUCUGCACCCUGUGAGCAUUAGAGAACAAAGUCAGUGACCAGUAUGACUUUCUUCAUCAUCGUGCUGAUCUCAACGCUUGGGGCAGGGUUACCCGCACAAGCAAUACACCGGGACCCAAGGGAUAACGAGUUUUGGAAAUAUGUAAACUUCACUGUAAAAACAUCAAUGAAUAUGAGUAAACCCUGUUAUGUGUGUUCUUUGUUACCCCAUGACAGCAGCGCUCCUUUCCGGUCCGAAUAGCCCCGUCUAACUACUCUGAGGUUAAUAUAUAAUAUGAUGAUCUCGCACACAGGUUAUGUCCCUGUGUCGGCCACGACUGGGGUGUGAAUAAUACUCUGGGCUUGCGUCAGAGUAUUAAAGAGGGGAUUGUAAGAAUAUAAUCCUGAAUACUCCUAAACCUACUCUUGUAAAUGCGCGGCCGAAGGGUGACUGUCGUUUAGUGUAGCAGUUUAGGGUUUACUUUAGGCCAGCUAUAAUACGUGCUGCUCUGUACAUUUUGCACUUCCACAUGUUCUGUUCCUGUUUCAUAUCCUGAUUUUGUCUAUGUUUUUGUGUGAAACAUCCUGUUGAACUGUGCAUAACUCUUGUGUGACCUUGAUACUGAGUGUGCAAAGCACAUUCCGUAACUUUCCACUGCUGAUACUACCUGCGAGGAGUGUAUAUAAGGCCCCGACGCAGCUGCGCGUUGGGGCGCGGCUGAGAAUAAACCAGAUUGAUUUAACUCAUGUGGUUUGUCCUCCUUUGUCCUCGGAGUACUCCUGGUAACGCAUCUGAACAGCACGCAGCGCAAUCCUAACAGUAUACUUAGUAAGGAGGCUAUAAUAUUUAUUCUGGGGGAGGACCCCCCCCCCAACAAAAUAAAACAACACCAGAGGCCACGUUACCACUCGCGCACCCUUCUCACCUUUUUCACCCCUGACCCGUUUUCAUGCCGGUUUUUAUCUUUGUUAUAAUAAAUUCAAUUAUUAUUAAAA